CUGGCAGAAGCGGCAGCCCACUGUGGGUAUGGGUAAGGGCAAGGAUAUGUGGCACACACGUGUCACUCAUACUACAGCCAUUGAAAUUCGACAUUGCCACUGUGAUGAUGGUCAUUCAAAGGUCAAACGCCAAGACCUUGCCCAGCCUCAGCCCCAGUCUCAGCACCAGUCCCAGUCCCAGUCUCAGCCCCAGUCUCAGCCCCAGUCGCAGACUCUGAUGCAGAAACAGAUUGAGGGAAUCAAUUGGAUCCGGCCUCAAACGAGAACAAAUCUCAAGCAAUAAUUCAACAGACCCUCGAUCUUCAAGCAACUCCCGGACCCUAUCAUAGCUUUCAUUUAAAUGAGCAAAAUCUAAUAUAUC
Drosophila persimilis is the source of this 361-nucleotide messenger RNA. RefSeq lists its product as uncharacterized. The transcript is spliced from 3 exons. The coding region runs from base 29 to 283 and encodes 84 amino acids. NCBI's taxonomy places the organism in Eukaryota, Metazoa, Arthropoda, Insecta, Diptera, Drosophilidae. The record is from RefSeq and is a predicted model, not a curated record.